AUGUUAUUUAAUCUGUUAUUAAAUGUCAACGGUAUAACAACCAAAUCGGCUUUGUUAGUAAUCGACGUUCAAUAUGAUUUUGUAAAUGGUUCAUUAGCCGUUAAGGGUGCCGAUGCGAUUAUACCAGUAAUAAAUGAUUUAUAUAAACAAUCAAACGUAUUUGAGUUAGUUAUAUUUAGCCAAGAUUGGCAUUGUGCCCAACAUGUAUCAUUUGCAUCGUCGCACUUAGCAGAUACAACCGGACCGGCUCUGUCUGCCAACGAUCCUCAUCCACCACCAUUUACUACUACACUUAAUUUGACUUAUACGCAACAAGGUGAAUUAUGUGGCUAUCAGGAAAAGUAUUCAUCUAUGGGUGUUGAUUGUACACAUGAAGAUCACACUAGAUUGAUUAAGUCACAUCAAAAAUUAUGGCCUGAUCAUUGCAUUGAAAAUAGUUUCGGUGCAAGAAUUGUCGAUGAAAUUGUUAUCAAUAAAGAACGUGAUAUUAUUGUUCGAAAGGGUACUAAUUGUCAUAUUGAUGCUUAUAGUGCAUUUUUUGACAAUAAUCGUCUUUCACAAACAGAAUUACAUCAAAACCUCCUGAAUGCUGGUAUUACCGAUGUGUAUGUUGUUGGUUUAGCAUUCGAAUUUUGUGUAUUUUACAGUGCAAUGGACGCCAGACUGUUGAAUUAUACCGUAUAUGUUAUUAAAGAUGCUACAAAAGGUAUUGAUGAAUAUGGAAUUAGACAUGCAACUCGAAAAAUGAAAAAACAUGGUAUUAUUUUAAUCAAUAGUAGUCAAUUACUAUCACCAUGGGAGAAUUUAGAUGCUCCUAAUCAUACGGAAGACCUCUAG
This is a messenger RNA of Didymodactylos carnosus, 837 nucleotides long. The record is from the annotation of a GenBank genome assembly. Lineage: Eukaryota; Metazoa; Rotifera; Eurotatoria; Philodinida; Philodinidae.